UGCACUUUCAAGUGCUAUUCUUUAUCUUCACAUGCAUUCAAGAUGGCUAAUGAGUUCAUUAGGGACCUACAAAACCUUAACCCUUCUUCUUUCUCACAAAAAAUAAUCAACCCAUCAACUGAUCAUGAUCAAGAAUUCAUGGCUUUCUCCCACAAUCAUCAACUUCCUAUUGAUUUUGCCAGUACUGUCCAGAGCUUGGCCAACAUGUCUCCUCCUGCUCUUUCUGCAACUGGGCUUACCGGAAAUAAUCAAAAUGUUAUCACUAACUUGCAGAGCUGUGGAGGUAGAAAAAGAAAGAGAAAGGAUGAGAUAAAAGAUAUGGAGAAACCAAAAGAAGUGAUUCAUGUCAGAGCAAAGCGAGGCCAAGCUACUGAUAGUCACAGUUUGGCAGAAAGGGUAAGAAGAGAGAAAAUCAAUGAGAAACUGAGGAGCUUACAGGAUCUGGUUCCAGGAUGUUACAAGACAAUGGGAAUGGCAGUAAUGUUGGAUGUAAUUAUUAAUUAUGUUCAGUCACUCCAGAAUCAGAUUGAAUUUCUGUCCAUGAAGCUUUCAGCAGCUAGCAUGUACUAUGACUUCAACUUGGAGAGGGACAAUAUGGAAACCAUACAGGGGACAAAUGCAUAUGAAAUACAAGAUAUGGAGAGGAUGGAAAGUGAAGGGUAUGGAGGAGCUUCUUCUUUUCACUCAGCAUGGCCCCUUUGACUUAUAAAAUUAUUAGAUUCAUAUUUAUUUAUUUAUAUUUUCUUCUUAAAUUAGGAAACAUGCAUGCAAAAAGGAAACUCCACAAUUGUAUACCUUAUCUGCUUAUGGAAAUUGAAUAAAAAAUAUAUAGAACAUAAAACAUAAAGUCCUUAUUAA
Molecule: messenger RNA, 858 nt
Organism: Jatropha curcas
Lineage: Eukaryota; Viridiplantae; Streptophyta; Magnoliopsida; Malpighiales; Euphorbiaceae
Product: transcription factor BEE 3
Biological process (GO): regulation of DNA-templated transcription
Cellular component (GO): nucleus
Molecular function (GO): DNA-binding transcription factor activity; protein dimerization activity
Source: RefSeq, a predicted model, not a curated record